Molecule: messenger RNA, 2905 nt
Organism: Tripterygium wilfordii
Lineage: Eukaryota; Viridiplantae; Streptophyta; Magnoliopsida; Celastrales; Celastraceae
Product: oxysterol-binding protein-related protein 2A-like
Exons: 12
Coding region: 309-2603 (764 amino acids)
Cellular component (GO): cytosol; intracellular membrane-bounded organelle; membrane
Molecular function (GO): sterol binding
Source: RefSeq, a predicted model, not a curated record
UUCACACAUUCAAGACUCUGGUGAUGAGGUUACUCAAUUACCCUUCUGUUACAGUCUUAAUUACCUUCAAUACCUCAAGCACAGAAAAUGUAUUUGCCUAUUUAUAUCUCUUCGACUUUCUCUCUCUUCCUGAAUCUCUCUCUCAGUUUCAGAGCUCAGGUCCUCCUCCACAGAAGCGAUCCUCAUCUCUCUGUGCACAACAUUCAAUCUAUACUGCAGGCGCUCAACAGGAUAUAAAUACAGCGGCAUUCGGUGAUGGAGAAGUGCGUGAGUGGUGAUUGAUAGAGAGUUGAUUUUGUAAUCGUAGAAUGAAAAUGCGAGUCAAGGAAUUGCACCCGCUGUGCUGCAUCUCACUGGAGAGUACCGUCGCUGGAGACCAAUCGCCGAGGAUCUCCUUGACGAGGGCGAGGAGUCUGCCGGCAGGUUCCUUGGCGGUGUCGGGAGGAUCUGACGGCAAUGUGGUUCGGCAUUCGCCGGGAUCUGACGCCACCGUCGCUGGUGUAAUUUAUAAGUGGACCAAUUACGGUAAGGGAUGGAGAUCCAGGUGGUUCUUACUGCGGAACGGUGUGAUUUCUUAUUCGAAGAUUCGUCGGCCGGAGAACCUGAAUCUGCUAGCUCCGACGGAUGAUAUAAGGUUGAUCGGAGAAAUAUCGACCAAUCGUCUCGCGAGAAUUGACGGCAAUGACGGUAGACUGAAGCCGCGGAAGAGUCUUGGCAUUGUUCAUUUGAAGAUAGCUUCAUUUCGUGAGAGCAAAUCAGACGAUCGGCGAUUCUACAUAUUCACGGCUACAAAGACCCUUCAUCUAAGAACUGAUUCAACAAGAGAUCGGGAAGCUUGGAUACAAGCUCUUGCUUCCACUAGGAGCUUCAUUCCAUUGAGGUCGUUGAAUAAUCUUUCCCUUCUACCAAAGGACUUGUCUAUAUCUACAGAAAGACUUAAAGAGCGCUUACUUGAAGAGGGAAUCAAUGAGAACCUUGUGAAGGAUUGUGAGCAGAUCAUGCUGUCUGAGUUCUCUGAAAUACAUGGGCAUCUUGAUAUUCUCUGUGAAGAACGGUCCAAUUUGGUAGACACGAUAAGGCAACUAGAGGCCGCAAAUAUUGAAGCUGAAACCUCUGGGAUUCAAGAUUGCGAAUAUCAAUUGGCAAAGCAUGAAUUUUCCGUGCUAGGGCAUGGAAAGUAUAGUGAAUGUAGCACAACUGAAUCAUCUGAUGAAACUGAGAAACAAGAGCUUGAGGCAUCGGAUGAAGAUGAAGUCUCCUUCUUUGACACAAAAGAAUAUUUUAGUGAACUCAAUAGUAGUCCUAGUUCCUUAACGGUAUUUGAAGAAACUGAAUGCCAUUUUGGUAAUGUGGAGAAGAUGAGUUCAGUGAAGGAAGUAAAUAAUUAUGAUUGUUUGCACAUGGAAAGGCGGAAAAAGCUUCCUGACCCUGCUGAGAAAGAGAAAGGGGUCAGUCUUUGGUCUUUGAUAAAAGACAACGUGGGAAAGGAUCUGACACGAGUUUGUCUUCCUGUUUACUUUAAUGAGCCGAUAUCUUCCCUCCAGAAAUGCUUUGAGGACUUGGAGUACUCAUAUCUUUUGGAUCGAGCAUAUGAGUUUGGAAAAGCGGGGGACAGUCUCAUGAGAAUACUAAAUGUUGCUGCUUUCGCAGUUUCUGGGUAUGCUUCCUCUGAAGGUCGGCAUUGUAAACCAUUCAAUCCUUUGCUUGGGGAAACUUAUGAAGCGGACUAUCCUGAGAAAGGAGUUCGGUUCUUCUCUGAGAAGGUCAGUCAUCACCCAACUCUUAUCGCUUGUCACUGUGAAGGUAAAGGGUGGAAAUUUUGGUGUGACAGCAAUAUCCGCACAAAAUUUUGGGGCAGAUCAAUUCAGCUUGAUCCGGUUGGAGUUUUGAUGCUAGAGUUUGAUGAUGGCGAAAUGUUCCAGUGGAGCAAGGUUACGACAAAUAUCUAUAACCUUAUUUUGGGUAAAAUAUAUUGUGAUCACUCCGGGAUGAUGGACAUACGUGGCAACGGCCAAUAUUCAUGCAAACUCAAGUUUAAAGAGCAGUCUAUUCUUGAUCGAAAUCCUCAUCAGGUUAAUGGGUACGUCGAAGAUAAAAUGGGCAAAAAAGUUGUCUCAUUGUUUGGAAAAUGGAAUGAAAGCAUGUAUUAUAAUAAAGGUGAUGGGAUGUGCAAGCCAAAAGAUUUCAAUCCCUCUUGUGGUGCCUCCUUGCUGUGGAAAAGUACCAAGACACCUCCUAAUCUCACCCGAUACAACUUAACAUCAUUUGCAAUCACUUUAAAUGAACUGACACCAGGACUGCAGAUUAAGGAGAAGCUCCCACCCACAGAUUCCAGGCUUAGACCUGACCAGCGGCAUCUGGAGAACGGAGAAUACGAGAAGGCAAAUGCAGAGAAACAACGGUUGGAGAUGAGGCAAAGGAUUUCAAGGAAAUUACAAGAAAAUGGGUGGAGGCCCAGAUGGUUCCAGAGAGAAAGUGAGACGGGACCAUUUCGCUAUGUUGGAGGAUACUGGGAAUCCCGAGAGCAGGGAAUUUGGGAUGGAUGUCCAGAUAUAUUUGGUGAAUUAAGUGAAGACCUUACAGAAUCUGCUAAAGGCUCUUAGUUUUUUAUUUUGGAGUGGUGGACUGGAAGAGACAAAACCUGCAUGCAAGUGGCCUUUCCUGUGCAUCGCCAAGAUUCUGGCAGGAUGACUGUACCAUUGGCCCUAGUGACGAUCGGGGUGUAAGAAUUUGGGCUCAGGUUAUUGAUGAAUGAUGGUUUGAGCGUAAAUCUCCUUGUAAGAUUGUUUUUUUUUAUUGGUCUCUCUUUCUCCCUCGACCCUUUGCAUUUAUGCCUUGACAAAGAGUAUUUAUUUGCAUUUUCUUGGUGGGAAUAAAUAGAAAAGAAAAUUUACUGUUGUCUUCA